Molecule: messenger RNA, 820 nt
Organism: Paramuricea clavata
Lineage: Eukaryota; Metazoa; Cnidaria; Anthozoa; Malacalcyonacea; Plexauridae
Source: the annotation of a GenBank genome assembly
UUUCCGAGACAGAAGUCUUAAAGCUGAAAAGGAGGUUGAGAAAAGGUCACAGGAGGUCACAGAACUAACAAAACUAUUAGACAGGAAGUCAAGGCAUGUUGCGUUACUAGAAAAAAGUUCAAGACAAGCGCAAGAGAGUUUCGAAGAAUCCACGAGAACUAAAGACAAGCAAAUUGCAACUCUGACUUCAGAACUGGAUGCAAAAGCUGGUAACAUUGCUUAUCUGACAAAACAGUUGCACGACUCGAAAGUUGCUUAUGCCGAACUCAAUGAUAGACUUUUAAGUAUAAACCCAAAUUUCAUGGAUAGGCCGAUAAUUUCACCAGCUCCCCCAGGUGAAAGGGCACCAGCUAAUAGUCGGAGGCGAUUUAUCCGUAAAGUUGUUGCAUCAAACGGAAGCGUAGACAUUGAAUCGAUAGGUGCCUUAAAUCCAACUACACAGAAAAUGCUACUUAAUGUUAAGACGACAAAAAGUAACGAGGGCUUUCCAACACGGUCUGCUAGAAAGCCGCCAACACCGAAAGGAUCAAGAUCAUUAGGGGAACCAUCGAUGAAUCAAUCUAGGAACAUUACAGAUGAUUACACAGAGUUUCUAAAAACCGCUUCAAAACCUGAACCAAAACUUGUUUAUAAACCAGUUCCCAAUCCUUUGCCACCAAUUGUGAAUGGAAUUGAGAACAGUGGAACCCAGGUCCCUUACACAGUUCGUCGGUCAAGAGGUCAGGAUGCUGGCAUCGUUGACGAAAUAAUCGUCUCCCCCCUGAAUUCACCGGACAAAAGUUGGCGACAAGGAUCAAACCAGUAUGACCCGGUUUCUUAG